CUAUGGAUAUGUGUAUUAGUGGGGUGAUUGCGGAAUCUCCCCAGAGAGUUGCCAUAAAAGUCAUGGUGCAUCUGGGUCUGGCCUGGGGCCAGAGUGCUAGGUGCUAUCCUGUGCUCUUUGGAAAAGGAGCCCGGGGUGUGAACAGGCUUGGGGUGGAGGGGAAUCCUGGAGGGCCCCUCUGGCACAGCCUCAGAAGGUCUGGUCCAGAAGAGGGACCUCAGGCACGGCUGGCCUUGCCUGGGUACAUCUGGCCCCCCUCACUCUCUGUCCCUCUAUGGCACAGGGGGACGGCCAUGGCAGCCUCGGCCACGGCCACGGCCUCGGCCUCUGCAGCGGCUGCGGAGGCGGUACACUACAUCCACCUGCAGAACUUCUCACGCUCACUGCUGGAGACCCUCAACGGGCAGCGGCUGGGCGGCCACUUCUGUGAUGUGACGGUGCGCAUCCGGGAGGCAUCCUUGCGGGCACACCGCUGCGUGCUGGCUGCCGGCUCCCCUUUCUUCCAGGACAAGCUGCUGCUGGGCCACUCGGAGAUCCUGGUGCCUCCCGUGGUGCCCGCACAGACGGUGCGCCAGCUCGUCGAGUUCCUGUACAGCGGCUCACUCGUGGUGGCGCAGAGCGAGGCGCUGCAGGUGCUUACCGCCGCCUCCAUCCUGCAGAUCAAGACGGUCAUCGAUGAGUGCACCCAAAUCAUCUCCCAGGCCCGUGGAGCCGGUGCGCGGGGGCCAGAGGACGGGGCCUCGGGGCCCUCCGCUGCUGCCUCUGCUGCUGCCUCAGCUGAGCUCUGCGCGCCAGGGCCCGGGCCGGGGGCCGAGGUCCGCUACAAGCUUCGAGACCUGCUCUCUGCGCAGCAGCAGCAGCAGCAGCAGCCGCCGCCGCGGACGGUGGCAGUGGCAUCGGCAGCUGACGCGGGUCCCCACGGCUGUCACAGCCGCAAGCAGAGGCAGCCCAUACGCCUGCAGCUGCUGGAGCAGCUGCCCGUGGUGGUCAAGGACGAGGAGGGAGAGGCCUCGCCCACCCGGGUAGCCACCGCCGGGCCAGGGGCUCCAGAGGGGGCUAGAGAAGGCUCGGGCCAGGGGGAUGGGGUGGAGGACGAAGAGGAUGAAGACGAGGACGAUGAGGAGGAUGGGGCUGAGGAAGAGGAGGGCGGCGGUGGGGGUUGCUUUAGUCAGUGUCGGGGAGGCUUCUUUAGCGAGGGGCUUAAAGAGCCUCGGAAGGAAGCGGCCACCGCAGUGGCAGACUUAGCCCCCUCAGAACCCCCCGGAGGGAGAGACUAUUUUGGCGGAUCCUCAGAAGAGGUGUUCCCUGAGAGCUUUAUCCCCGUGUGGCCCAACGAGGAGGUGGCUGAGGGGGGCCCCCGGGAUGCAGCUCCCCCGGCUCUAGACGGCCCCCCCCAGGCUCCCGCUCGGCCCGACUGCAGCUUGGGGCCGCCCCAAAGUUCCGGCUUCGGACCUCGGCCCCCUGAACCCCGGGCCCUAGGCUUUCCCGGCCCCACCAGCGCUGGAGUGAAGGGCUCGGGGGCCACUGGCCUCUUCCCCUUCCACCUGCCGGCUCCUCCCCAGGGCCCCCCCCAGCCUCCGCCCUUCUUCAGCCCCCUCCAGCCAGAAGGCUCUACAGGCGGAGGCGCAGGGGUCUCUACAGCGUCGGCCUCGGCAGCUGCCGGCCUGGGGGGGUUAGGCCCCAUGCAGAUCCAGCACAGUGAAGGUCCUGGUCCGCCUGCGCCCCCCGGGCCGGGGCCCAGGCCCCCAGAGCUGCCUUCCUAUGAAUGCAGCCACUGCCAGAAAACAUUCAGCUCCCGCAAGAAUUACACGAAGCACAUGUUUAUUCAUUCCGGGGAGAAGCCCCACCAAUGCUCCGUGUGCUGGCGCUCCUUCUCACUCCGAGAUUACCUCCUCAAGCACAUGGUCACACACACGGGGGUCCGGGCCUUCCAAUGCUCUGUCUGCUGCAAGCGCUUCACUCAGAAGAGCUCGCUCAAUGUGCACAUGCGCACACACCGGCCGGAGCGCGUGCCCUGCCCUCUCUGUGCCAAGGUCUUCUCCCACCGCACGCUACUGGAAAGGCACCUCAGUUCCCACCCUGCUCCCUGACCCCCUGCCCAGCCCCCCCCCCCCCACCCCGACCUAUUCCCAAGCCAGACACUCCUAAGAGAUUCUUGUGGCCCUCAAAAUGUCCAAGGCCACUCCUUACUGGAACCUUGAACUCUGCUGGUGGAGGGGGAUCCGGUGGCUGGCUAAUAUCGACCUGGUGACCUCUAAUAUUCUGGAGCUAGAAUGAGACUCAAGCCUUCCCUCCCUCCUUAAUCCCCCCCCCAUGGGCUGCCCCCCACUCUUCUUACUGCUGAGCCUUGGACUCCCUACCAGGGGAAGUGUGGGUGUCCAUGAUCCUAUGACCUGUGGGAGGGCAGCCCCAGGCUGGCCUUGUAUGCGCUGCUCUAUGUGGCUCUUUUCUGGAGUUUGGAGCCUCCUCUGUGACUUCCCCCCGGGGGGUAUUUUUUUGUUUGUUAAAAGGAAAAAAAAGUGGUGCAUUCAUAAAGUCAUAUUGAAAUUUC
Molecule: messenger RNA, 2551 nt
Organism: Vombatus ursinus (common wombat)
Lineage: Eukaryota; Metazoa; Chordata; Mammalia; Diprotodontia; Vombatidae
Gene: ZBTB45
Product: zinc finger and BTB domain containing 45
Exons: 2
Coding region: 3-2090 (695 amino acids)
Biological process (GO): regulation of cytokine production; regulation of immune system process; negative regulation of transcription by RNA polymerase II
Molecular function (GO): protein binding
Source: RefSeq, a predicted model, not a curated record